AUGGCGGUGAGGGUGCCGUGGCGCAACUCCAUCAUGUGGGCCAACGCCCGGCUGCUGUCCGUGGCCGGCGUGUGGUCGCCGCCGGGCUACCAGGGCUGCUACUGGGUGUACACCUGUUGGCUGUUCGCCUCCCAGUGCUUCAUGAUAGCCGGCCAGCUGGCGGGGCUCUGGUACUUCCGCGCAGAUAUGGACAAGAUAACGCUCGACAUCUGCCUCACCGUAACCGUCGUAAUGGGCGUCAUAAAGGGCGCGGUAAUCGUGGCUCACAAGGAGCAGUUCUUCAACAUCGUCAACCACCUGGAUGACGUCACGGCGGCUCAGCGGGAGGCGGGCGAUCCGGAAGUGGCGUCUGUGCUCGACUCUACUGUGCAGCUGUCGCGGACCAUUACGGUGUACGUGCCGAUGAUGGGCAGUCUGUCUCCCGUGAUGUGGGGGCUGACGCCGCUCCUCUUGAGGCUGCUGGGUGGAGGGUCGCAGCAGCGCGAGCUGCCUGUCGUGUGCUGGUACGGUUCGUGGGACACCGCCACUCCGUACUACGAGCUUCUGUACGUCGUGCAGUUUGUUACCAUACAGGGCGGCUACUUGGUCGUUAUGGGCUCUGACCUCUUCUUCAUAUCGCUUAUGAUACACGCUGCGGCCCAGCUACGGAUUCUCAACAUGAAACUCGAGAAGAUUGUCAAGAGUGAAGACGAAUGGAAUGGCAAAGGCACUGAAGCAUUAACAUGUAUAUCUGGGUACCGUAUCAAUGGUUUGAAAGGUACUGAAAAAUGUGAGGGGGAGUGGAACUCGACGUCCAAGCUUACUCACUAUGUAACGGAUCAGACUAGCAGCUACAGUGAACUUCGCGUAUGGGUGGAGCAACACAAGGAUGUCAUCAAACUGGUGCAGCAUCUGGAACAACUACUCAACAUGAUCAUCUUGUUUCAGUUCCUGGGAGGGACAAUUAUCAUUUGCGUGACGUUGUACCAAAGUUCUGCUAAAACGGGCGAAGUAACAACGAUGUGCAAGUUGCAGCUUUAUCUGAGUACGAUGUUAUCCGAAAUUUUCAUGUACUGCUGGUAUGCGGACGGGAUAGUACAGCAGAGCGCGCGCCUGGCGCGGUCGGCCUACUCCUGCGGGUGGCCGGGCGCCCCGCAGUCGCUGCGACGCGCCGUGCUGAUCGUCAUGUGCCGCACGCAGCGGCCGCUCUCGCUCACGGCCGGCAAGUUCUACACCAUCUCCAGGACCACCUUCGUCAGGCUCGUCAAUGCGUCGUACUCAUACUACGCUCUGCUGCGACAGAUGAAUGAUCACUGA
Molecule: messenger RNA, 1296 nt
Organism: Schistocerca nitens (vagrant locust)
Lineage: Eukaryota; Metazoa; Arthropoda; Insecta; Orthoptera; Acrididae
Product: odorant receptor Or2-like
Exons: 5
Coding region: 1-1296 (431 amino acids)
Biological process (GO): detection of chemical stimulus involved in sensory perception of smell; sensory perception of smell
Cellular component (GO): plasma membrane
Molecular function (GO): odorant binding; olfactory receptor activity
Source: RefSeq, a predicted model, not a curated record